Messenger RNA from Athalia rosae (coleseed sawfly), 1957 nucleotides. It is a transcript of the gene Paics, whose product is annotated as bifunctional phosphoribosylaminoimidazole carboxylase/phosphoribosylaminoimidazole succinocarboxamide synthetase. The record is from RefSeq and is a predicted model, not a curated record. Gene Ontology annotation, molecular function: phosphoribosylaminoimidazolesuccinocarboxamide synthase activity. Gene Ontology annotation, biological process: 'de novo' IMP biosynthetic process. The coding region runs from base 96 to 1361 and encodes 421 amino acids. Lineage: Eukaryota; Metazoa; Arthropoda; Insecta; Hymenoptera; Athaliidae. The transcript is spliced from 6 exons.
UUUGAACACUUGGUGGGGACAUUGAAACCGAUCCGUCGUCUUUGGAGCUCGUCUUGCAAACGUUGCAGUAGUCGGCACAUCUGUAAGAGCGAAUCAUGUCUCAUAAAUACAAGCUCGGUAAGCUCAUCAUCGAAGGAAAGACCAAACAGGUCUUCGAAUUAGCGGACAAUCCUGAAUUAUGUUUGCUGCAAAACAAGGAUCGCAUUACCGCAGGAGACGGCGUGAAAGCCCAUGAUUUGGAAGGAAAAGCAGCUAUUAGUAAUGCCACAAACAAUAAAGUCUUCGAAUUAUUGAAUCAGGCAGGCAUUAAAACAGCUUAUGUUCAAAUUGCGGAUGAAACUUCUUCCAUAUCAAAGAAAUGUGAAAUGAUCCCGAUAGAAUGGGUCACCAGAAGAUUAGCUACUGGAAGUUUCAUCAAAAGGCGUACAGGGGUGCCAGAAGGAUAUAGAUUCAAUCCACCGCUCCAAGAAACAUUCUUUAAAGAUGACGCUAAUCAUGAUCCACAGUGGACCGAAGAGCAAAUUAUCUCUGCCAAUUUCAAAGUGAACAAUGUUCUAAUCGGUCGAGAUGAAGUCGACAUUAUGAGGCGUACGACUAUUGCUGUUUUUGAAGUACUUGAAAGAGCUUGGGCUACGAGAGACUGUGCUCUUAUAGACAUGAAGAUUGAAUUUGGCGUUGAUAGCAAUGGCGAUAUCUUAGUGGCUGAUGUUAUUGACAGCGAUUCCUGGAGACUCUGGCCCUCCGGUGACAAGAGAUUAAUGAAAGAUAAGCAGGUGUACAGAAAUUUGACAUCUGUCACACAAGCUGAUUUGGAUACUGUUAAGCGCAAUUUUAAGUGGGUUGUGGAUCAGCUUGAACAUCUUGUUCCACCACCAAGUUCAUUGGUAGUGAUCCUUAUGGGUUCACCAUCUGAUGAAGAACAUUGCAGAAAAAUUGCGAAGCAUGCUCAAGCCUUAGGGUUGAGAGCUGAACUCAGAGUUAGCAGUGCCCAUAAAGCAACUGAAGAAACGCUCCGAAUUCUUGCCGAAUAUGAAGGAAGUGGUGAAAAGGUGGUGCUGAUUGCUGUGGCGGGGAGAAGUAAUGGAUUGGGUCCUGUUCUCUCUGGCAAUACUCCCUUCCCUGUCAUCAAUUGUCCUCCGGUGAAGCCUGACAACGUUGCUCAAGACAUUUGGUCAUCUCUUAACGUACCUUCAGGACUCGGUUGCACAACGGUUUUGUAUCCUGAAAGUGCAGCAUUGGCAGCAGCACAAAUUCAUGCACUGCAUGAUCAUCUCGUAUGGUCACGUUUACGAGUGAAGCAAUUAACGAACUUUGUUACUCUGAAGUAUGCUGACAAGAAACUUAGAAGCCUGAAGCUUUAAACUUGUGACAGCUGCCUUCUUUUGGAUAUUUUUUACUUUUGUUGUACCCUUAAAAUAUACUGAAUUACUUGGGAAAUAUCCUGCAUCAAUUGCAAGUUAUUGAAGAAAAUUCACAGUGCAUCUGUGUGACUAUUAUUGAUCUAUAUAAGAUAUAAGUUUAAUUUUUUUCAUACCAUUUACAUUGUAGAACAAAAAAAUGUUGAUAAAUUUCUAUUUCUGCUAUUGUAAUGAAAAAUAAUUUCUAGGACGCUUAAAUUUUUCGACUUUGAACUCUAUGAUAAUUACGAUUUCAGAAACUCAUCCCGAAUCUCAAUCUCCCUAUUUUGAUUGUGUUAUUUUUCACGUCAGAAUUCUGAAGUCAGGUCUUUGCUGUAGGUUUGGAUUGUGUAAGUUGCAACACAUCACAUCGUAAAUGUUUAUGGUAGCUGUACUCGUGUAUGCAAUACUGUUGUUUUUACUAGUAGCGCUCUAUUGGAUGCAAGUUUAUAACACUACAAUGUCUCCCUUGAAACAAGUUUUCGAGUAAAUUUAUUCCACUCGAAGUUUUUAUAAUAAGUUUGUAUGCUAAAGAUUCAAAUAAAAUUACCAUUAGAAAA